Molecule: messenger RNA, 1116 nt
Organism: Vicia faba (fava bean)
Lineage: Eukaryota; Viridiplantae; Streptophyta; Magnoliopsida; Fabales; Fabaceae
Source: the annotation of a GenBank genome assembly
AUGCAAAUGGCGUUUUCUUUCUCUAAAAAACCCUCUUCAAGAUACAGCACCUACGAUUCAUCACGUUCUUCAACUUCCUCUCACUUCUCAGACCCAUCUUCAUCCUAUGAGUUCAAAUCACACUCUUCAUCUCGUGCCAUAGUCAAAGCUAAACCCUCUCAAACCACAAAAGUGGAUCCUACGGUAACCACAAUGGUUAAGAAAUUCAUGGCGAAUAAGCCCAAGUCUGUGAACCCUGCUUCCACCAAGUUGUUCAUUCCUUCUGAUGUUAUUGCUAAGGAUUUGAAGAAGGAUGCUAAGAGGGUCAAUGGCUUUUCGGCUUUGCAGAAGAAGUUGUUUGGGAAGAGUGGAUCGUGUGAGAAGAAAGAGAAGGUGAAGGCUUUGACUGAAGUGAAGGGGAACACUAGGACUCUUGCUAUGGUUCUGAGGAGUGAGAGGGAGCUUCUGAGUAUCAAUAAGGAUCAAGAGGAUGAGAUUUCGAGGCUCAAGAUCAUGAUUGAAAACAAAAAUAAAGAGGUAGAAAAGUUGAAGGAUUUGUGUUUGAACCAAAGAGAAGAAAUCAAGUCAUUGAAGAACAGUAUUUUGUUCCCUGAGGUUAUGAAUUCUCAACUUCAGAAACUUGUAGAGAAGCAAGGCUCAGAGCUGAAAGAAGCAAAACAGGUCAUUCCAUCUCUACAACAACAGGUUUCUUCUCUCACUGGUCAGCUUCAAAGUCUUGCCGAGGAUCUUGCAGAGGUCAAGGCUGAUAAGUAUUCGGCGAAAACGGGCUUCCAAGGUUAUGGAAGCUCUCCAAGAACACCACCACCACAUGGCAGGGAAGAUACCUCAAACUCCUGGGAUUUUAGCUCCGAGGACAUGGCGGAUGAUCUAUUACUCAAAGAUCUUAAUCCAUGCUUAACACCUUACAAAUCCAACAAGUCAAGAUCAAGGGAUGAUAGCUUAUCUGAGGAUGAUGUCAAAGUAUAUCCCGAGUUGCUGGACGAUUUUGAUUCUUAUGACAAGAAAUUUUCAAAAAGUUCCGACUGUUACCACCAUAACACCGGGAAAAUCAGCAAAAUAGGAGUCACAGCUAAAGCAAGUCGAAGAUCUGACGACACCAAAACAGUUUGGAGGUAG